AUAUCAUCCAUAUAUUUCAGUCAAAUUAAUCAUUAUUAAUCCUAAAUAUAUAGAGCAGCUUUUCAUUCCCAUAUAUGGAUUCCAAAAGUGAAGUGGUUACCAUCAUACGAUCUUAUGAAGAUUUCAUGCCUUAUUGCAAGCUCCAAAAAGAAGAACUACGUGACACUUACCAGAUUCCUCUCCAUGGUUUCAAGAUCGAACAAUUCAAGGUCUGUGUUAACGACAAGAAAGGAACGAUAAAGAUUGAAGGCGAACGUCCUGUGGAUGGAAAUAGAUGGAGCCGCUUCCGCCAAAGUUUCAAAGCUUCUCCUGAUGUUUAUAGAGUCAAGGAUAUUUCUGCAAGGUUUCAGAAUGGUGUUCUUUCUCUAAUAUUACCAAAAACCAAACCUUCAAAUGAUCACACAUCUAAUCGAUUUCCGUUUGCGAACACGAGUUUGCUUCUGAGGAUUGCACCAGCUCUUGUUGUGAUGGUCGCUGUUGGAGGUUAUGGAAUCUUCAAAUAUUUCACAUCGCAUGUUAUAGGGAGCUGACUCUUGUAUUGUACGUAUGCAUGGAUUUAACUUGUACAUAUACUACUAGUUAAUUACUAGUUACAAAGGCCCGCGCGAUGCUGCGGGUCUUUUAGCUGUGAUAAUAAUUGGUGUAUUGUUGCAAUAAAACCGAAUGAGAAAACAAAGAAGAAUA
This is a messenger RNA of Rosa chinensis, 684 nucleotides long. RefSeq names its product inactive protein RESTRICTED TEV MOVEMENT 2. NCBI's taxonomy places the organism in Eukaryota, Viridiplantae, Streptophyta, Magnoliopsida, Rosales, Rosaceae. Bases 75 to 530 code for a protein of 151 amino acids. The record is from RefSeq and is a predicted model, not a curated record. The transcript has 2 exons.